AGUAUUCUCCAAAGAGAAAGAUUUUGCCGCAUGCAAGGAAGUUAAAGCUUUUCAAGAUAUAAUGAAAUUAAAAGUUUAAACAUGAAGCUAGAAAGCAUAAAAAGCGUAAACUGGAGGAAAUGAAAGAACGAUCAGAAAAUAUGGGAAGUUCCAAGCCUAAAUCAACAGAUUAUUUGAUGCGCCGAGCAAAGGUUGAAGAGCAAAUGAAACGUGUUUUAAAAGUCUAUUUUAAAAAUAGAGAAAUUACUAAGGAGGAAUACAAGAAUAUUUUAAAGAAAGCUGUUCCUCAGGUUACCUUGUCGGACAGUCCCAUUAUCCCUGCGAAGAUUCAAUCGUUAAUGACAAAGUUUGUUCGUAAAUGCAAAGGCCAACGUUUGAGAGAAGAUAAAAAAUCGACAAAAACAGCAACAAAAACAGCAACAAAAACAAAAAAAGAGUUUGCUGAACAGCAAAGAUAACUAGAACUCCAAAUUCAAGCCAGUAAUGUUGUUAUUGCUUCCGAAAAAAUGUUCCGAGUGCUUCCGAAUCUUCUUAUGCCACCUGUUAUCAAUUUAUGAGUGUUUUUGUUAUGCUUUUUGUUAUGCAUUUGGUUUUACCAAAUUAUUGCACACAUAUACCUACAAAUAAUGAUACUUAUUUAUAAAUAAGAUUUAUGAGUAACUGGCAAAAAGAUCAGUUAUUCAAGCUUGA
This is a messenger RNA of Hydra vulgaris (swiftwater hydra), 690 nucleotides long. Its product is annotated as splicing factor, arginine/serine-rich 19-like. The record is from RefSeq and is a predicted model, not a curated record. Lineage: Eukaryota; Metazoa; Cnidaria; Hydrozoa; Anthoathecata; Hydridae. Gene Ontology annotation, molecular function: RNA polymerase II C-terminal domain binding.